Acipenser ruthenus (sterlet) is the source of this 1191-nucleotide messenger RNA. Its product is annotated as CD9 antigen-like. Gene Ontology annotation, cellular component: membrane. The record is from RefSeq and is a predicted model, not a curated record. The transcript is spliced from 8 exons. The coding region runs from base 165 to 851 and encodes 228 amino acids. Lineage: Eukaryota; Metazoa; Chordata; Actinopteri; Acipenseriformes; Acipenseridae.
AGAAGGAGUGUCUCGCGCCACUGUCCAUGUUUGUCUGCACAAAGCAAAUGUUAGAAAAAGCCCAGGCAACAGAAGUCGACUUGUGUGUGAAAAACGAAACGAGAUAAAAACAGCGUUUGCAAAAUAAAUAUAGAUUGAAGAAGAUAGCUCUAUAACCAGGAGAAAUGCCAAUAAAGGGUGGAGUGGUAUGCAUCAAGUAUUUGCUGUUUGGUUUCAAUUUUGUUUUUUGGCUUGCAGGUACGGCUGUGCUUGCUGUUGGGUUAUGGCUGCGCUUUGACUCCAAGACAAAAGCUAUCUUUGAAAUGGAUACGCACCCCACCACAUUCUACACAGGUGUCUACAUACUGAUCGGCGCUGGGGCUCUCAUGAUGGUCGUGGGGUUCCUGGGGUGCUGUGGUGCCAUUCAGGAGUCUCCCUGCAUGCUCGGCCUGUUCUUUGCUUUCCUGCUCCUCAUAUUUGCCAUUGAAAUUGCGGCUGGAAUUUGGGGCUUUUCCAACAAAGACAAAGUUGUUACUGAGGUAGAGGAAUUCUACAAAGAGACAUAUAAAAACUACAUCUCUACCAAACAGCCAGCCUUGAAGGAAACCCUGAAGGCUUUUCAACAUGGCCUGAAAUGCUGUGGGAUUAUUGGGGCUCUGGAUCCUCUUGUGAAGGAAACCUGCCCUGAAACAGACGACAUCAUUGCAACAGUAACUAUGCCGACCUGUCCAGCUGCCAUUAACGAUGUUUUCAACUCCAAGCUUCACAUCAUUGGAGGUGUUGGAAUUUGCAUCGCUGUCAUUAUGAUCUUUGGCAUGAUCUUCAGCAUGGUGCUGUGCUGUGCUAUCCGCAGGAAUAGGGAGAUGGUGUAAACGUAUCUGCCUGUGUCGAUGCCUUGCUGUUUUGAGAGGGAUGUUUGUCUAUUUCGCGAUCGCAGAUCUAUAUAUAUAUAUAUAUUGUUAAGAUUUAACUAAUUUUGUAAGCAAGCCUUUGUCUACUGUCAAACUAUCUUCUUAUUUUGUAACUUUAUGGGUUUAUUUUUUAAUUGUGUGUUCUGUUUGGUGCGUGCAAAAUAUUUGCAGAUUUUUUUUUUUAGCUAAGAUUUAAAUUGAUUUGAGUAACUUAAAUACAAUGAUAUUUUGAUUUUUAUGUAAGUUUAAAAAAAAAAACUGAAUGUCACACAAUGCCAAAUAAAUGAGUGGUAACAAGUAA